This is a messenger RNA of Olea europaea var. sylvestris, 1426 nucleotides long. RefSeq names its product BAG family molecular chaperone regulator 1-like. Gene Ontology annotation, molecular function: adenyl-nucleotide exchange factor activity; protein-folding chaperone binding. NCBI's taxonomy places the organism in Eukaryota, Viridiplantae, Streptophyta, Magnoliopsida, Lamiales, Oleaceae. Gene Ontology annotation, biological process: protein stabilization. The transcript is spliced from 4 exons. The coding region runs from base 370 to 1155 and encodes 261 amino acids. The record is from RefSeq and is a predicted model, not a curated record. Gene Ontology annotation, cellular component: cytoplasm.
CCUAUCUUUCCAUUCUUCUUCCCGACUCUUUCUCUGUCUCUCUCUUUAUACAUUUAUAUAAAUAGAUUCUGUAAGUAUCGUUAUCAUAAUCCUUUUAUGAAACUUCCUUUAAAACCCCUUAAAAUGUUCUGAACUGACUCAAUAUUUAGUUUAUUGUGGUUGUUCAUUACUUAUAGGGAUUUGUAUGUACACAUUCGGACCAUAUUGUUGUUGUUAGUCUGACAUUGUGGCUCAGAAUUUUGUUCUUUCUUCAUACAUGGGUUUGUUCUUAGCUUAGCAGACAAGUAGUUAAAUUUAUCUUCAUCAACUUUUGCAGUCUUUCUCAUACAUUGCAUUGACCAUAUUGUUUGAUCUAUAUAACAAGAAUUGAUGUAUACAACCAUGAACAAAGAUAAUAUUAGCAGAAUGAAGACUAAGGCUGCCGGAAUUUCUUCGCCGGUGAAAUCCACGGCCACCAGUGGUGGUGUUGGUUCUGAGAGGUGGGAGGUUAGGCCUGGAGGAAUGUUAGUACAAAGGAGAAGUUCAGAUUCUAAUCAGAAUUCCAUUCAUGUUCCCAGCAUCAAAGUCAAAGUUAAAUUCGGCAGAUCUUAUCAUGAAGUCAACAUUAAUUCUCAAGCAAGUUUUGGUGAAUUGAAGAAAAUGCUAGCCCGGCCUACCGGACUGGCUUCGCAGAAUCAGAAAUUGAUAUACAAGGACCAAGAGAGAGAUUCAAAAACUUUUCUUGAUGUUGCUGGAGUGAAAGAUGGAUCAAAGAUCAUGCUAAUCGAAGACGAAUUGAGCAAAGAGAGACGACAUCUUGAAUCGUUAAAAACUGCAAAAAUGGAGAAGGCAUCAAAAGAAAUUGCAGCCAUUAGACUUGAAGUCGACAAACUUGCAAAACAGGUGGCAUUAACUGAAUUGGAAAUUAAAUGUGGGAAGAAAGUUGCGGAGACAGUUUUAUUGAAUUUGAUUGAAUUGUUGAUGACACAACUAAUUAAAUUAGAUGGAAUUUCUGCUGAUGGAGAUAUGAAAUUGCAGAGACGAAUGCAGGUGAAGAGGGUGCAGAAAUACAUUGAAACUCUCGAUAUCCUCAAGAUAAGAAAUUCUUCCCUUGGCAGUAUGGGAAAUGAGAUGAUUCCAGGGCCAGUUGUGGUAACAAAAUGGGAGAAAUUCUGAUUCUGAAUUGGACUUGUUCGAGUAAAGAUGUGAUGAAUCAAUGUGCGUGGCAAGUUAUAUUGGACAAUGUAUAAAAAUAAAAAAAUCUAAACGUUUGUUCAUUAUUUUGUUGGGUUCUAUAUAAAAUGGUAAUAUAUGCACAUAUAUCCUUUUUUCUGGUGAUCAAAGUUUUGGAAUUUCUGUGGUCUGCCCAUUUAGAAGUGAUGCCCUGCUUUCCCAUUUGUAUAUAGCAACCUAUUUAAAGAGAAUGUGUUGGGGCCUUGAAGCAUUA